Messenger RNA from Oncorhynchus kisutch (coho salmon), 2868 nucleotides. Its product is annotated as probable phospholipid-transporting ATPase VB. Lineage: Eukaryota; Metazoa; Chordata; Actinopteri; Salmoniformes; Salmonidae. Gene Ontology annotation, cellular component: plasma membrane. Gene Ontology annotation, molecular function: magnesium ion binding; ATP binding; ATPase-coupled intramembrane lipid carrier activity. The record is from RefSeq and is a predicted model, not a curated record. Gene Ontology annotation, biological process: phospholipid translocation.
AUGCUCGUGGUGGGGAUGCUCGCGGUGGGGAUGCUCUCGGUGGGAAUGCUCGUGGUGGGGAUGCCCGUGGUGGGGAUGCUCUCGGUGGGGAUGCUCGCAGUGGGGAUGCUCGUGCUGGGGAUGCUCGCAGUGGGGAUGCUCACGGUGGGGAUGCUCGCAGUGGGGAUGCUCACGGUGGGGAUGCUUGCAGUGGGGAUGCUCGCGGUGGGGAUGCUCGUGACCACUAACCGAUACUUCCCUGGCAACUCCAUCAAGACCACUAACCGAUACUUCCCUGGUAACUCCAUCAAGACCACCAAGUACUCUUUCUGGUUCUUUAUUCCUCUGAACCUCUGGGAGUAGUUGCACAGAUUUGCUAACGUCUACUUUGUGGGGCUGGCCUUGUUGAACCUUGUGUCUGCCGUGGAGGCCUUUCAACCGGAGGUUGCUCUGAUUCCUAUAUGUGUCAUAUUAACCUUGACGGCCCUGAAGGAUGGAUGGGAGGACUACAGGACGUAUCGGUCUGACAGGAGGAUCAACUAUACAUCCUGUCUGAUAUACAGCAGGAAGGAGGGGGACUUUGUGGAGCGACGUUGGUUGGACGUGAGGGGAGACUUAGUUAAGGUGGUGUCUAACGAGAUCCUCCCAGCUGACCUGUUGUUUCUCCACACCUCCGGCCCUAACGGGGUGUGUCACGUUGAGACCGCCACCCUGGAGGGAGAGACCAACCUCAAACAGAGACAGGUCGUCCCAGGACUCUACACACAGGUGAGGAUUAAUGACCAACACUUCAACAGCACAGUAGUCAUUGAAAAACCCAACGACAACCUCAAUCAUUUCAAAGGUUACAUAGAGACGGCUGAUAACAGGAAGUUGGGCUUUGGGAUUGACAGUCUACUGCUGAGGGGGUGUACCGUCAGAAACACAGACCACGCAGCUGGGUUCGUGGUGUACGCAGGCCGUGAGACCAAGUCCAUGCUAAAUAACUACAGACCCAGGUACAAACGCAGCAAACUGGAACGCAAGAUGAACAUGCACGUGCUCUUCUGUGUCAUUGUGCUCUUCUGCAUGUGCCUUAUAGGAGCGCUUGGUCAUUACAUCUGGCUGGAGUCAUUUCCCAGCAUGACUCUCUUCCUGAUACCAGACAGCCAUGGUCAUCUGGACCCGCCCCCUCUGUCUAGCUUCUACAUGUUCUUGACUAUGAUCAUACUACUGCAGAUCCUGAUUCCCAUCUCCUUGUACGUAUCCAUUGAAAUUGUGAAGGCGGGUCAGGUGUUCUUCAUCACUAACGACAUAGACCUGUAUGAUGAAGAGACAGACAGCAGAGUCCAGUGUAGAACCCUCAACAUCACUGAGGACCUGGGACAGAUUCACUACGUCUUCUCGGACAAGACUGGUACCCUCACAGAGAACAAGAUGGUGUUCAGAAGAUGCACCGUCAUGGGAACAAUGGGAACUGAAACAGAGGUGGUGACAGACAGAAAGCUACUUCAGCGUGUCCUGAGAGGUGCCAACAUCCCCAGACCUAGGCUGGUAGUGGACAUUGCUGAUCAGCUAUACUACGAGGCAGAGAGUCCAGAUGAGACAGCCCUGGUGUACGCUGCCAAGGCGUACAGCUUCACCCUAUUGGCCCGUACCCCAGACAGCGUCACAGUGAGGUUACCUCACGGACAAGAGCUGACCUAUCAGGUGCUGGACACCCUGACCUUUGACCCCAUCAGGAAGAGGAUGUCGGUGGUGUUGUGUCAUCCAAUCACCAGGGAGAUAGUGAUGUAUACCAAAGGGGUGGACUAUACAAUGAUGGAGCUUUUAGAGACUCCUUAUGCAGGUAGGCUCAUAAGUACUGUCUGAAUGGAGGGGAGCCAGAACAAUAUACCUGCAAGCACUCAAAAACACCUUGACUGGUACGCCAAGGAAGGACUACGUACCCUCUGUUUUGCAAAGAAGGUGCUUAGUAAGAAGGCCUAUGAGGACUGGUCCCUGGUGAGACAGGAUGCUGUGGCUGCCAUCAACAGCAGAGAGGAACUCCUUAUGGAGACAGCAAUACACCUGGAGACACACCUCACUCUGCUAGGGGCCACGGGUAUAGAGGACCAUCUGCAGGACAGUGUUCCUGACACCAUCAUGGCCCUGAGAGAGGCAGGGAUCCAGGUGUGGGUUCUGACAGGGGACAAGCCCGAGACGGCCGUCAACAUCGCCUACGCCUGCAGGCUGCUGGACCAGGGAGAUCUAGUUAUCAACAUGAGAACCAACAACAAGGCGGUGUAUACGUCCACACUGGACUGUACUCUUGAAGAGUAUGGAGGUCCAGGAGCUGCCGGGGACCACAGCCCCUCCAACGGCCUGGUGAUUGAUGGGCAUACCCUGGGCAUGGCUCUGAAGUCAGAUCUGGUGGAGCGGUUCGUGGAGCUAGCUCGGUGCUGCCGCUCUGUGCUAUGCUGCAGGGUCACGCCUUUACAGAAUAGCACCGUGGUUAAGGUGGUUAGGGAGAGACUGAAGGUCAUGACCCUGGCUAUAGGAGACGGUGCGAAUGACGUGAACAUGAUCCAAGCAGCUGAUGUCGGCGACGGUAUAUCGGGACAGGAGGGCAUGCAGGCUGUCAUGGCCAGUGACUUCCCCAUCUCCUGUUUUAAACACAUGAAGAAGCUUCUCCUGGUCCACGGUCACUGGUGUUACAGCAGACUGCCUAACAUGGCCAUCUACUUUUUCUACAAGAAUGUGGGAUAUAAUCACUUUACAUUUUGGAUCACCAUGCUGGACGCCUUCUAUCAAAGUCUGGUUUGGUUUGUACAGGCUAGGCAUCUGGAGCGACUGGACCCCACCACCAAGGAACGAGCACAGUCCGGUUUGAACUCCAACAACAACGAGUUGAGACAUCACAGAAAGUGA